Messenger RNA from Cannabis sativa, 3294 nucleotides. RefSeq lists its product as uncharacterized. Gene Ontology annotation, cellular component: cytosol; TRAPP complex; cis-Golgi network membrane. The transcript is spliced from 4 exons. Gene Ontology annotation, biological process: intra-Golgi vesicle-mediated transport; endoplasmic reticulum to Golgi vesicle-mediated transport. The record is from RefSeq and is a predicted model, not a curated record. Lineage: Eukaryota; Viridiplantae; Streptophyta; Magnoliopsida; Rosales; Cannabaceae. Bases 2676 to 3122 code for a protein of 148 amino acids.
CUCCAAGCUGAGAACUGUGCCUGGAAGCUCACAUCCAACAAUCUCUUGAGUCACCUGCAACUCAAGGUCAACAAUGAGAUGAGGUGGCACUGUCGGGGAAGAGUUGGUGAUGCUGUGAGUUGCUCGAAGUUAAGAAACAUGGAAUAUUGGAUGGACAGAUGAAGUAGCUGGCAGCUCUAAGCUAUACAUUGCCUUGCCAAUUCAUCAGUGUGUCUUAAACCCAUAGAAAUGGGCAACCAACUUCUCAUUCUUUCAACAUGCAAGCGUGCUCUAUCGAUAGGGGCACAACGUGACAUAAACCGAGUCAACUUCUCAAAAUCAACAUGGCAAAGAGACAGAUCAGCGUUGGCUUUCAUCUUUUUCCAAGCUCGCAACAAGUGCAUCCUCUAAUCAUUGAGAAAAGUGUCUUGAUCCUCCAAUAGUUGGUCCACAACCACUACAUCAGUAAUCCUUGUAGUACAACAAACAAAGGAUGGGGCUCACGACCAUGAAGCACCUUGAAAGGAGAACAACCCAGAGAAGUGUGGAGAGAAAUAUUGUACCAAUAUUCUGCUCGGGAAAGCAACUUAACCCACACUCAAGGCUUAUUCGAAGCCAAGCAACGAAGGUAAAUUUCCAAGAAACAAUUGACGACUUAGUCUGUUAAUCAGUUUGCAGUUGAUAUGUUGUUCUAUGCUCGAGUUUUGUUCCUUGGGGAUGGAACAACUUUGCCAAAAAUGAUUGAGAAACACCCGGUCUUGAUCCAAAAUAAUAGAGCAGGCCCUCCAUGGAGCUUGACCACUUUAGCAGUGAAUGGGUGUUGAAGUGGAAUGAAAUGAUUAUACUUACUCAAAUAGUCCACCACCUCGAAGGUGGUGUCAACUCCCUCCUAUUUAUGCAAACAUUAAGUCAUCUUGAACUUGCUUGGGGGACAAGAGGGACUAGAGGAAUCCAGCUAGAGACAUGGUUCUAUAUUUAUUUUGUUGGCAAACCUCACAGUUAUGAACAAAGUCUACCACAACCUCUUUUAUUCCAACCCAAUACACAUCCCAUGCUAGUCGUUAGUAUGUGUGAGUCACCCAAUACACAUCCCAUGCUAGUCGUUAGUAUGUGUGAGUCUCACCUUAUUGUCCCCCAACGUGAGAGCAAUGAUAUUUCCUUAAAAAACUUAGAAUCAAAGUAUAAGUGGCUGACAACUAUCCAGCCUUUAUAGAGCAACUUUUCGGGUGAGAGAGGAGAAAUCCCGGCAUGGUUGUAUAUUUAUUUCGUUGGUUAACCGCACAGUUCUAAACAAAGUCUACCACAAACCUUCUUUAUUUCAACUCAAUACACAUCCCCUACUAGUUGCUAGUAUUUGUGAUUGUCACCUUAGUGUCCCCAAUGGGUGAGCAAUGAUAUUCCUUUAAAAAUUGAGAAAUCAAAGUAGAAGUGGCCGACAAGCUUCUCGUGGUCAAAAGAGAACACUAGAACACUAUUACCUUACUCUAAAUUAGCAAUUAUCUUGGCUUUAUAGAUUGGCUUCUCAUGCUUGAAAGAGAACCCUUGAGCACUAUCACCUUGCUCCAAAUUAGCGAAUAUUUGGAUAAAAGUUGUCUUAGCUGAUUUCUUUUUUUUUUUUUUGAGGGAAAAGUCUUAGUUGAUUUCUUGUGACAUAACACUCCAAUCUAGCCAAGAUGUGGUAGUAAGCACGGUAAACUCCACUGGAGGCAUAUGAGAUAGAGCAUCAGCAACAUGAUUACCCCUAGCAGGCUGAUAAUUUAUCUCAAAGUCAAAUUCCAACAACUUAAUUACCCAUGUCUUAUUUCUCCGUAGUGAGAGCUUGCUGCUCAAGAAGGUACUUCAGACUCUUUUAAUUCGUUUUCACCACAAAAUUUCACCAAAUAUGGAUGCCACUUAAGGACAGCAAAAACGGUUGUCACCAGUUCUUUCUCAUUGAUGGACUUGUGUGCCCAAGGCUUCAAUAUACUUGGAUGAAAUAGGUGGUCGAUUACCCUCUUGCAUGAGGAAAAUGCCUAAACCAUGUCCCGAGGCAUCCGUCUCAGCCACAAAAGCCUUAGAAAAGUUGGGAAGAGCCAAAAUAUGUACAGUACUUGCAAUUGGCAAAAAACUUUUGUGGCCUAUGCGGAACAACAAAACUGAUCCUUCUUCACUUGAUUGAUAAGGGGGCGGGCAAUACUCACAUAACAUGCCACAAACUUAUGAUGGCCCAGAAAACCUCACAAUUCUUGAAUGGAGGUAGGUAUGUCGAACACCACUAAGUGCUUUUGUAACAAGCCGACUAGUGAGUGAUUUGUUGCAUUAUCUUUCGAAGACACUUGGCAUUGCCGAACUUUACCGAACCCCUUCUUCUUCGUGUUGAAGAGUAAUCAUCGACUUGAAUGUUAUGUCGGGACAGAUCACCCUUUAAGUGUUAUGGAUUGCCUACCAACAUUCAAUAUCAUAUUGCAUUCCUUUCAAUGGUGAUAGCUGCCCCCAAGUGUCUCCAAUCACUAUACCUGGAGUAUUAUAUAGGUAUUUCCCAUGGUAGGGGAAGGAAAUCGUCGAUAAUUUCCAGCUCUUGUAGUGUAGGGAAAUGACUUUGCAGAUUCCUGCCCCAUGAACUGCUUGUUGGCACACCACACGGGCUCUUGUUGGCUGGACUUCGGGGUCCAUCCAUCAUCUUCAUAGCAAUCUGCAUCCUGGCCUUGACGAAUUAAAUGCAGCUUUUCGGUGAUAACACAACCCAUGCUUGCAAGUGGGGCUAUAAUAUUGGCAUUCGUCUGGUUGACGAGUUCCUGGCAAAGUCGAAUGUCUCCAGUUGUGUUGACUUCAAAGAAACGGCUGAAGUUAUUGCAAAGGUUGGCUUUAAGAUGUUCUUGGGAGUCACUGCAUCCGUGACGAACUGGGAUGCUGAUGGAACAUGCUGCAGUAUUGUUUUGGAGGAUAAUCCUUUGGUAGAUUUCGUUGAGCUUCCUGAUAAUUGUCAGGGUCUGUAUUACUGCAACAUCUUAAGUGGAGUCAUUAGAGGAGCCUUAGAAAUGGUGUCGAUGAAGACUGAAAUCACUUGGGCGCGGGAUAUGCUUCGAGGUGAUGAUGCAUUUGAGUUGCAAGUAAAACUCAUAAAGCAAGUUCCCGAAGAAUACCCCUACAAAGAUGAUGAGUAAAAUAAGUAAAUUGUAUAUUCAUUCGGUAGAAACCAAAAGAUUGAAUAUUUUCUCUUCUAUUUUUACGUGUCAACACCCUUGAAUUGGAAGAGAUUAUUUUAAAUAUAAGAAAUUUAUGUUUUGUUUAAUGAUGAGUUAAAUAAUAAGAGUAAAAUGUGAUCAAUUCCCAAAA